GCCGGUAUCUAAUUAUGUUUAUUAGAUAAUUUCAAAAGUUGACAAUUGCAAUUUAAUUGAAUCACGCCGUAAUUUGGCCAAUUUUGCGUUAUCCUCGCCGAAAUUACGCCGUAUUGUAAUUUCGGUGGAAUUUUUUCAAAUUCCCAGGCUGCCAUGACAGUCCCUUUAAACAACAUUCCCGGCAAAAUGCUGAAUUAGGCCGACGGAAACCGCGCGAAAUCUCGUCGACUGCCGCUCAUAGGGCCAUGGGAGGCGCAUCAAAAUAAUCUGCGAAAAACGGGCGAAAUUUUGGUGUGCGCCAUUUCCCGCUUUUCCGUUCCUCCAGCGAAAAAACUUAGGUUAAAUUAAAUGUCAAGACCCCAUUAGCACGCGUAUCGUUAUUCGAUUGCGAAGUCGGCGUUCCGGCGACUCUCGCCGGCCAAUCAGAAUCGCGCGGGAAACACUCGUGACUUGCGCCAGCCAAUCGGGAGCGCGCGAUUUGAAUUCCCUCUUCGUUCUUUGUGGAUGACGACAAGUUUUGUAUACAUUCGUUGGGUGUAAAGUGCUGUCAGUGUUGAAUAUCUUUUUAUCCAUGAUUUAAACAAAAAUACGACCAGACACAACGAACUGCCGUCAAAUAACGCAUCAAAGCUAAUCGUCAUGUCUGCCGUCAUGGACAUGUACUUGAGCGCAUCCGAUUCAAUGUCAUUUCAAGACAUCUUGGACAUCGACAUUAAAUCCGAAAUAGAAUCGUUGGUCGGCGGUCAUAACGACUUUUCCGGCUUGAAUUUCUCGGAAUUGCCUCCACUGGAAUUGGAAGACGUUUCCGACAUAAAAUGGUUUUCGUCAAACUCGAACCAUUCAAAUUCCAGCUUAAAUUUAGAUUUUAACGGCGAAGAACGGACCACAAUGGUCAAUCCGAACGCCGUAAUGCCUGCUAUUUCCUUAGCCCAAAGUAUUCGUUCGCCGUCACCGACGUUAAAAGAAAGUCACUUAACGUUCUCUCCAUCCACUAUUAAAAUAACAACAAUGAAACAAGAAGCGAAUCAAGUGAAGAAAGAUCUUUUAAAACGGCUGAGUGACGACGACAGGGAAGACAAACCCCCUGUAUUGAAAACAAUAAGUAAAGUCACUCCAAUCAUCUCAAAACCUCCAGCUAGGACCAUAAGCAAACCGACGUUGUUAACUUUUAGAAAUACAAUUAAUAAACAAGUUAAUUCCCCUAUUACGGUAGCUCAGGUUAGUCACGUCACCACAGUUAAGACGGUAACUUCCACUAACCGAAAACUAAACAAUAACCGAUUCAGCGAAGACGGCGAACGGAUUUACCCGAAACCGGCAUACAGUUACAGUUGUCUCAUCGCAAUGGCGCUGAAAAACAGCCGAUCGGGUAGUUUACCCGUCUCAGAAAUCUACAAUUUCAUGUGUAAACACUUUCCGUACUUCAUAACGGCACCUAACGGCUGGAAAAACUCAGUCAGACACAAUCUUUCGCUGAAUAAAUGCUUCGAAAAGAUAGAGAAACCGGCGAUCAACGGGGCGCAAAGGAAAGGCUGUUUGUGGGCGAUGAAUCCCGCAAAGAUCAGCAAAAUGGACGAGGAAGUCCAGAAAUGGUCCCGGAAGGACCCUUCAGCCAUUAGGAAGGCUAUGAUCAAUCCUGAAAAUUUGGAACCGCUGGAAAGGGGCGAGUUGAAGUUCUCGUGCAGUUACGACGAAGGGGACACGUUUGGGGACUCCUGCGGGAGUGCCGAAAGUGAAGAAGGGUCGGAUUAUGAGGAAGGGCCGAAAAGGGACUUCGAGUUCGUGAUCAAGGCGGAGAACGAGGACGGCAGCGACUUCGAUAUCGAAGUCAAUAGUGAUCUUGAUGUUGAGGCUUCCGACGAGGUGUACGAGGACAUAGAGGAGGAUCAGCAGAUGUUACGAGUGGAGAUGGCGCUCGCUCAGAAGGAGCUAAUGGAGUACGAGAAGCCCGUCAACAGCAAGAGACGGAGGACGUACAUAGUCCAGAAUUAAGUUGGUAUUUGUAUAAACAGAUCGUGUCGGUGUCCAUCUGGUCACACAUCUCCAUAAGUAAAGUGAAGCUGUGUAAGAUUGGUGAUAAUUGUAAAUAAUUGUAACUUUCCUGCCCGUAUAUUUCUUAAGAUUAGUUGAUUCAUUGUUUUAUACUUGAAGACUGCCCUUUCGAUUUUCUUUGUUAAAAUCAACUAGUUUUAUGUUUUAUGAAACAAUGAAUUGAGAGAACAGUUUUGUUGUAUUUUGUAAAAUUUCGUCAUUUGCCAAGACAGUAUUUGGAAGUAGAUGUGGACUGAUGGCAAGAGCAAAAUUGAUCGGUCCAAAUGUGAAUGUCGCCAUUCACAUUCGGACCGCUUUUGUGUUUGUUUACAUAACGUGCCUUUGCUCCAAACUCAAUUUUAGGUCUUUGUAUUUCCUCUUGGUGGGACCAGUUCACAGAAUUUUAUUUGCUCUUAUUUUAUUCGCCACUUAAUGUAUCAUGUGAUAGUUUUCUCAUCCAAUUCUUGUUAAUUUAUUGUGUUUCCGACUGCGUUAAGAAACGCGUUUCUUAAUGCACUCGGAAUAAUUUACUAAUCAUCAGUAGUCUCGAUCGUCAAUGUAGGUAGAAUUUUUUAAUUUUUUAAGAGCAAAAGAGAACAGACUUUUUUUAUUAAAAAAUUCCUAGCUUUGCGUUGAAGCUUUUGUCUAAAAUUUUGUACUAUAUAAUUGAUUUUUGUAUUUUUUUAAUUUUAAUUUUAAGUGACUUGUUAUAAGCUGAUGUACAAAUUUUGUUAGUCUUAAUAAAUCCUUGUAAAAAUAAAAUCGUCACUUUCGAA
Molecule: messenger RNA, 2807 nt
Organism: Tribolium castaneum (red flour beetle)
Lineage: Eukaryota; Metazoa; Arthropoda; Insecta; Coleoptera; Tenebrionidae
Gene: jumu
Product: jumeau
Exons: 3
Coding region: 640-1992 (450 amino acids)
Biological process (GO): regulation of transcription by RNA polymerase II
Molecular function (GO): transcription cis-regulatory region binding; DNA-binding transcription factor activity, RNA polymerase II-specific
Source: RefSeq, a predicted model, not a curated record